Messenger RNA from Candoia aspera, 3549 nucleotides. RefSeq names its product tetratricopeptide repeat domain 7B (gene TTC7B). The record is from RefSeq and is a predicted model, not a curated record. Lineage: Eukaryota; Metazoa; Chordata; Lepidosauria; Squamata; Candoiidae. Gene Ontology annotation, cellular component: plasma membrane. Bases 113 to 2695 code for a protein of 860 amino acids. Gene Ontology annotation, molecular function: protein binding. Gene Ontology annotation, biological process: phosphatidylinositol phosphate biosynthetic process; protein localization to plasma membrane. The transcript is spliced from 21 exons.
GGCUCGUUCCGCCGCCGAAAAGGCACCCGCUGCCACGGUUGCUGCAGCUGCCGCGCCCCCUCCCUUCCGCCGGUCCCCGCUUUGCGGGGUGCCCCCUGGGCCUGCUCCCGCCAUGGCUACCAAGAAAGGGGGUUCGCGGCUGGAGACCGAGAUCGAGAGGUGCCGGUCCGAGUGCCAGUGGGAAAGGAUCCCUGAGCUCGUCAGGCAGCUUUCAGCCAAGCUCAUUGCUAACGAUGACAUGGCAGAACUCCUCCUCGGAGAAUCCAAGCUAGAACUUUUUCUGAAGGUGAAUCCUCUAAAACAGGGUGCAAGUCCUUGUGGGCCCCGACCAAAAUUAAUUGAAGUCAGGAAACAUCUCACCGCAGCACUUGAUCGUGGAAAUUUAAAGCCAGAGUUUUUACAAGAAGCCCAUUUAGUUAUGGCCAAAUUAAAUUAUGUAGAAGGCGAUUACAAAGAAGCUCUUAAUACAUAUGCUAAGGUGGGAAUUGAUGACCUGCAGCUUGCUGCUGUACCUCCUUAUCGCUUGAGGAUGAUUGCUGAAGCAUAUUCAACCAAAGGUCUUUGUCUAGAAAAAUUACCAAUAUCAUCUUCAACAAGCAGCCUCCAUGCAGAUCGUGAGCAGGAUAUUAUUAUGUGCUAUGAGAAGGCUGGGGAUAUAGCCCUUCUGUAUCUCCAGGAGAUAGAAAGGGUAAUACUUAGCAAUAUGCAGAACAGAAGUCCUAAGCCUGGGCCUGGAACACAUGAACAAGAACUUGGAUAUUUUUUAGAAACUGGACUUCAGAGGGCCCAUGUCUUAUACUUCAAAAAUGGGAAUUUGACAAGAGGAGUUGGUAGAUUUAGAGAGAUUCUAAGAGCCGUUGAAACAAGAACUACUCAAAAUCUACGCAUGACAAUAGCAAGGCAGUUAGCUGAAAUUUUGCUUCGAGGCAUGUGUGAACAGAGUUACUGGCACCCGCUGGAUGACCCUCCUCAACAGUCACCCUUAAAUGAUCCACUCUGGAAAGGUGCAAACACUAAAAGUUAUGCACUUAGCAGAAGACCACGGGUGUACUCAGGAGAAAACAUUUUCUGUCCUCAAGAGAACACUGAAGAAGCUCUGUUGCUGCUGCUAAUUAGUGAAUCCAUGGCUAAUCGUGAUGCUGUAUUGAGCAGAAUACCAGAACACAAAAACGAUCGCAUCAUCAGUUUGCAAAGUGCAUCUGUAGUGUACGAUUUGCUUACCAUUGCCUUGGGAAGAAGAGGUCAAUAUGAAAUGCUGUCGGAGUGUUUGGAAAGAGCUAUGAAAUUUGCCUUUGAAGAAUUCCAUCUUUGGUAUCAAUUUGCACUUUCCUUAAUGGCAGCAGGAAAAUCUGCUCGAGCUGUGAAGGUCUUAAAAGAAUGUAUUCGGUUGAAGCCAGAUGAUCCUACAAUUCCACUUCUUGCUGCUAAAUUAUGUAUGGGAACCCUUCAUUGGUUAGAAGAAGCAGAAAGAUUUGCCAGAAUGGUAGUUGAUGUGGGGGACAAAACAUCAGAAUUCAAAGCCAAAGGUUUCUUAGCCCUAGGACUCUCCUACAGCCUACAAGCUACAGAUGCUUCCUUGAGAGGAAUGCAAGAAGUCCUACAGCGAAAGGCUCUUCUAGCGUUUCAAAGGGCGCACACUUUGUCUCCAAGUGAUCAUCUGGCAGCCUUUUAUCUAGCUUUACAGUUCGCUAUUUCUCGACAGAUACCAGAAGCUUUGGGUUACGUUCGUCAGGCUCUGCAACUUCAAGGAGAUGAUGCUAAUUCUUUACAUCUCCUUGCCCUCUUGCUGUCAGCUCAGAAACACUACCACGAUGCUCUGAAUAUCAUCGACAUGGCCUUGAGUGAAUACCCAGAAAAUUUCAUAUUACUGUUUUCAAAAGUCAAAUUGGAAUCACUCUGCAGGGGCCCUGAUGAGGCACUUCUUACCUGUAAACACAUGUUGCAGAUCUGGAAAUCUUGUUACAAUCUUACUAAUCCCAGUGAUUCUGGACGCGGCAGCAGUCUAUUGGACAGAGCCAUUGCUGACAGGCGACAGCUUAAUACAAUCACUCUCCCAGAUUUCAGUGAUCCUGAAACAGGCAACCCUCCAGAUGCUUACUUUCAUGGUUUUUUCUCCCUUUUUUCAGUUUGUUCAGUCCAUGCAACAUCAAUAGCAGCCUCUAGAGUGGAGCAGGCACUAUCAGAGGUUGCUUCAUCUUUGCAGAGCAGUACUCCGAAGCAGGGUCCUCUGCAUCCUUGGAUGACUCUGGCUCAGAUCUGGCUUCAUGCAGCUGAAGUAUACAUAGGAAUUAGAAAACCUGCAGAAGCCACUGCUUGUACUCAGGAAGCUGCUAACCUCUUUCCUAUGUCUCACAAUGUUCUCUACAUGAGAGGUCAAGUGGCAGAACUUCGGGGAAAUAAUGAUGAAGCCAAGCGCUGGUAUGAAGAGGCCUUAUCUAUUAGCCCUACGCAUGUCAAAAGUAUGCAGAGAUUGGCUCUAAUUCUUCAUCAGCUUGGCCGGUAUAGCUUGGCUGAGAAGAUCCUUCGGGAUGCUGUCCAGGUGAACUCAACAGCCCACGAGGUUUGGAAUGGCCUCGGAGUGGUUCUGCAAGCUCAGGGUAACGAUGAUGCAGCAACGGAAUGUUUCCUGACGGCACUGGAGCUUGAAGCCAGUAGCCCUAUUGUCCCUUUCACCAUCAUCCCUCGAAUCCUUUGAAAGGCAAACUGUUCAUCCUGCUUCAGCUGAACUUGAGAAUGUGAGGAUGCCUACAAGCUAAUCUUUCCUUCUGACUCCAAGGGGCAGCUCUUCAGCCUGAGAGGUAACACAUAAAGAUUCAGGUAACCUGCUCAUUUCUGUUGGGUGUCCAACACAGGGAAACAAUAUAGGAUCUUAAAAUCAGUGAAGAAAAAUUGGAAAAGAGAAGGGAAACAAACGCACAUGUACACAUUAAGCCACCACUUGUGUAUCGUCUACAUUUUUUGCCACAUAGUCAUUUCAAAGCCUGAUGCUUAUUGUUCAAAUGGAUAUUGUGCCAUAUUUUGUUAGGUGACAUCAGAGUGUUAUGUAAAAACUCUAAAUAGAAUCAGUGAUAGAUAAUAGAUUCAAGUUAAAAUUCAGUGGCAGAGCAAGCCUAUUUUUAACCAAGCCUGUCAAAGACCUGUUCUCUUCAUGGCUUUCAACCUCUCUGGAGCUCAGAAUCAAAAUGUGAAAUUUGCUGUGUUCCAUCUUCUAUGGUAGUCCAGCCCAGCAAAUCAGCUGAAAGGUUUAUGUUUUGAGUUGUUAAUAGCAGUGAUGUGUAGCUAAUUGUUAUUCUUUGUAUUUAGAAGAAAGGUUGUGUACCAGAAUAUUUAUAUUUUACCAGCAUAUGCCUGUUGAAACAGAAAAGAAAUGAAAAUAUUAGUUAUUUAAGUUUAACUUUUUUAUGUGAAUCCAGAGUUUAUUUAUCAAUGGAAAUAUGUAAAAAAGAUGCUAAAAAUAGAAUAUUUACCAACAUUCCUUAUGAAGUAUACACCACCUUGGCUCAAUGGAAAGAUUAUGUUAAUAAUAAAAUGAUUUUUGAAUGCAUACAA